This is a messenger RNA of Pyrenophora tritici-repentis Pt-1C-BFP, 1188 nucleotides long. The record is from RefSeq and is a predicted model, not a curated record. Lineage: Eukaryota; Fungi; Ascomycota; Dothideomycetes; Pleosporales; Pleosporaceae.
AUGGGUAUCAAGCACUUGUAUCAGCUCAUUGAGGAGCACACGCCCGAGGCCGUCAAGAAGGGAGAGAUCAAGAACCAAUUCGGUCGCAAAGUUGCUAUAUGUAGAUCUAUGAGCAUCUACAGCUUUCUCAUUGCAGUCCGAUCCGAUGGCCAACAACUCAUGAGCGAAACGGGUGAAACGACAUCACAUCUCAUGGGUCUCUUCUACCGCACCAUGCGCAUGGUCGACAAUGGAAUCAAGCCCCUAUACGUCUUCGAUGGCGCGCCGCCCAAGCUCAAAUCUGGUGAGCUUGCGAAGCGAUUCCAGCGCAAGACUGAAGCACACGCUGCGGCCGAGGAAGCAAAGGAGACGGGUACAGCAGAAGAUGUUGAGAAGUUCUCGCGGCGGACAGUCAGGGUGACGAGAGAGCACAACGAGGAGUGCCAGCGCUUGCUUAAGCUCAUGGGCAUCCCAUACAUUGUCGCGCCAACUGAAGCUGAGGCGCAGUGCGCCGCGCUGGCAAGGGGAGGAAAAGUCUAUGCUGCGGCAUCAGAGGAUAUGGACACUUUGACCUUUGAUACGCCAAUUCUGCUAAGGCAUCUGACCUUCAGUGAGCAGCGCAAAGAGCCCAUCCUGGAAAUACACUUGGACAAGGUGCUUGAAGGCUUGCAGAUGGAGCGGAAGCAGUUCAUCGAUCUCUGCAUUCUCCUCGGUUGCGAUUACCUUGAUCCCAUCAAGGGCAUUGGCCCCAGUACCGCUCUAAAACUUAUCCGCGAGCACAAUGAUCUGGAAGGAGUUGUCGAACACAUCAAGUCCCAAUCGUCCAAGAAACUCACCAUCCCUGAUGACUGGCCUUUUGCCGAUGCGCGCCUCCUCUUCUUGGAACCAGAUGUUCGCCCUGCCGAUGACCCAGAAUGCGACUUCAAGUGGGAAGCCCCAGAUGUUGAAGGACUGGUCAAAUUCCUUGUCGAAGAGAAGCACUUCAAUGAAGACAGGGUGCGCAAUGGAGCAGCCAAGUUGCAAAAGAACAUGAAGACGGCACAACAGAGCAGGCUGGAGGGCUUCUUCAAGCCGAUUGAGAAGACGGCUGAACAAAAGGCAACAUUGAAGCGCAAGGCAGAUGAGAAGCUCGAAGAGAAAAAGAAGAAGCAAAAGGUAGAUGCAAAGGCCAAGAAGCAGGCCAAGGCCAAACCGAGGACUGCUGGUUAG